AGCAUUUCCCUUCAUCUUGAUUGACUGCAAUUUUCAUCACCAGUUUCAACAACAACACUUUACUCUUUAAGCUUCCAGACAACCAGAAAGCAGGCUUACUCUUGUUUAGUGAACAUUACUUUUAACUUUUUGUUGUGAAUUUAUGGAUUUAAUUACAAUAUUGUUCUACUCAAUUCCACAUUUAUAUUAUUCAAUUGAAUGUGAAUUUAAUCCAUUUGUUUAAGGAGAUAACUGGAGACUCUUUCUGACUGUUUUAGUGUAAACCAAAGCCUUUGGUGACCCCUGAGACUCUCACUCUCUGUUUCUUCCUUUUUCUAGGUUCAUCUGGGUUUCUCCAUUUGUUUGAGUGUCACCUUCCUUUGUUUUUAUAUUCAACUGUGUUCAAUUUGCUUUUUUUAAAUGAUGCUUGAUCAAGGUAUCACUGGAUUAAUCAACUUCGGAAGCCAAUGUUUUGUUAAUGCUGUGUUACAAUCACUCGCUGGUUGCAAAUCAAUUGUAAACUGGCUUCAAUACUCAUCAAAAUUGAAUGAUCAAUGGUUGACUCGGUUACACGCUAUUCAUAGUACAAAUGGUUACACCAAAGAAAACAAAUUAACUUCAUCAUUACUCUCAACCAUCCAAAGUAUUAAUCAACAAAAUAGUCAAAACGCUUCACCUAUUGAUGUUUUAAAUGCGUUGAGGUAUCACCGAUGGAGAAUACCUAAUGAAGAACAGGAUGCUCAUGAAUUGUUCAACGCUCUUACUACUACUUUGGAAAGUGAGCUUUACUCAUCCAUGCCUGUUUACUCUUUAAGAGACGCAAUUAUAGUUGAGGAACUGGUCACUAAUGGCUUUACAAACAAAUCAACGCCUCGGAUAACUACUCGUGGAUCUCAAGAUGCAUUUACAUUGAAUAAUAGAUUUAUUCCUCGUCCUCUACCUACUAAAGGAUUGCUUGCUAGUCAGUUACAAUGUACUCAAUGUGGCUACAAGUAUCCAGUUCACUUGGAAGGUUUCUAUUCAGUUUCUUUGGCAAUGCCAAACUCUUUAAUGACAGGCAUAUCAAGUCUCAAGGAGUGCCUCAACAAAUUUGUCAGCAAUGAGAUCAUUCAAAAUGUCAGAUGUGAAGAGUGUAGUAAAAUUGGUGAAAAUCCUAAUUUCGUGAAACGAUUAACCUUUGCCAAACUGCCACAGAUACUAUGUAUCCAUUUUCAUCGAUUAAUGUGGCAUCCCAAUGGCAUAACAAUCAAAAAAUCAGACCAUGUGACAUUUCCUGAAUAUCUUACAAUGGAUGACUACGUUUACCAAAGACGAACACUAAAAAGUCCUAAAAAGAAUAAUCUCGACCACAUUGGAGGUGCAUUUUUAGGUUCUUACGUGACUCCUUAUCCACAAACAUCGUCACCACUUUGUCAAAAUAUUUUACUGGGACAAAAUGCCAAAAGGCCACUCGGAUCGAAUCAUUCUAAAUACCGUUAUCGUUUAGUUGCUACCAUUGUCCAUAUUGGCGAUUCUCAAUCAGGCCAUUUUGUUACGUAUAGACGCAGUACAGGAAGAGAAGGGCAAUGGUAUCUCACAUCAGACACUGUUGUUCGACCUGCACACUUGACGGAGGUUCUUUCCAAACCAGCUUACAUGCUUUUUUAUGAAAGAUUAAAGGAAUGAUUAUUCAUUCAAAACAAUCAGUUUAGUCAAAAAAAUCCUGACUCUAGAGUUCAAUUGAAAAAAGGAUUACAGAAGUAGAAGACGAGAGUUUAGUUCACAAUUAGAUCUCAAAAAUUUUUCAUCAUUGUAAUGGGUCAUACGUUUUUGCACCAUUUAUAUCAACUUUUCACAUUUUUGCUAUCGUGGAUUGUUACAAUGAUUUUUCAUCGUUUUUCUAGUCUCUUUAAUUCCCUUCUACUCUUCAUAUCAUCAACCUGCUUUUCUUAAAGAAGCUUCAGCUGAAUUUUCCAUCUUUUAUUUAAUAUUAUCUGUGAUAAGUUUGUCACAGACUUUGUAUUACCAAAUACGUUCCUCUGUAACUUUCUGUAAUCUGUUCUUCAUCUGUGUACAAUCACAAUGAUCAUCUUUCCGGGUGAUUUUACUGCAAUUAAAAUCUGUUAUGGAUGGUUUAUCAUCAAAGAAAGUUACAAUUCAAGUUGUAUUCUUCUUUUUACCCCAUAAACAAACUCUCAUCAUACUUAUAAUUCAAUUUCUGAUCAUUUCGUACGGCCAAUGAUCCUAACCCACUAAACCUAAUGAUAAUUUAAUUUGUUUUUAUGCUCUCCCAAUUUUUUAUUGAUGUAAAUGUAAAUUUAACCUUUUAUUAUAUUGUCUUUGAUUUCA
This is a messenger RNA of Tetranychus urticae (two-spotted spider mite), 2307 nucleotides long. RefSeq names its product ubiquitin specific protease 30 (gene Usp30). Gene Ontology annotation, biological process: protein deubiquitination. The record is from RefSeq and is a predicted model, not a curated record. Gene Ontology annotation, cellular component: nucleus; cytosol. Gene Ontology annotation, molecular function: cysteine-type deubiquitinase activity. NCBI's taxonomy places the organism in Eukaryota, Metazoa, Arthropoda, Arachnida, Trombidiformes, Tetranychidae.